This is a messenger RNA of Insectozyma verbasci, 3819 nucleotides long. The record is from the annotation of a GenBank genome assembly. NCBI's taxonomy places the organism in Eukaryota, Fungi, Ascomycota, Pichiomycetes, Serinales, Debaryomycetaceae.
AUGAACAAUAUUGAUAUUCCAAAUUUGCAAAACCUUAGUAAAGAUGAAUUAUUUAAGAAAGACAUUUUUGGAAGAACAAUAUUACAUGUUAUAAUAUUAACUAAUAAUAUUGAAUUAUUUAAACAACUUUUAAAAAACGAAUUUAUUGAUAAAAUUUUAUUAUUAUGUGAUUAUGAGAGUGGUUGGAAUGCUUUACAUUAUAUUAUAUUUCAUAAAAGAAUAACUAUACUCAAACUUUUAUUUGGAUAUUUUAGAUCAAUCAAUAAUAUAAUAUUCAAUACUCAAUUAAUUGAUUUGUUGAAAUGUAAAGAUAGAAAUGGUAAUGUUCCUCUACAGUUGAUGAACAAUGAUUUUAAAAAUUUGGUUUGGAUACCUAAAUAUAUUACUGAAGAUGGUUUUGAAUUUAUAUAUAGAGAUAAGAAAUAUUCAAUUUUAUGGGAUGAAAUUGCCCGGGGUGGUUCAGAAAUUUAUGUUUUGGGAUGUAAUACAAAUAAUCAAUUAGGUUUAGGCGAUUCUACUGACAGAUCUACACCUACUAGCAUAUCACAUAGAGUAUUCAAAGAAGAAGAAGAGAAGAUUUGUGAUAUUAUGAGAAAACCAAGAUUUAGAAAAAUUGUCAUUUCAAAGAAUCAUUCAAUCGUAAUUACAUAUGAAGGCGAUGUCUAUUCUUCAGGUAAUGGAUCAAGAGGAAGAUUAGGUCAUGAAAAUUUGAAAAAUUGCUUUAAUUUUAAAAAAAUUGAUUUAACUGAAUGUGUUGAUGUUUCAAUUUCGAAUAAUCAUUCAAUUGUAUUAACUGAAAAUAAUGAUAUUUAUGCUUGGGGAUUGAAUAGUUUUAAUCAAUUGGGUGUACCAAAUCAAAAACUGAAAAAUUAUUUAGAUGAUUUUAUCUCAACUCCAAUUUUAUUAAACUUGAAACAUAAAGAGUGGUUAUUAGGUGUACAAGUUUCUAAAAUCCAUUCUCUUACAUGGUCAAAGAAUAAUUUAUAUUUUUGGGGGUUGAAUGUUGGUCAAAUGGGAAUCAUUUGUCAUGGUGAUAUUGAAGUCAAGUUACAAGAUGAGUCAAUUAAAGGUGAGAUUCAGUUUCCUAAAAUGGUGAGUCUUCGAGAUGAAAUCAAAUGUGUUAGUACUAGUGAAUUAAUAACUUGUGUGGUUACUGUUCAAAAUGACAUUCAUGUGUAUUAUAAACAUCAACAUUUUAAACUACCAAAAAUUUAUAAAGGAAAUGAUAAACAUUUUGAUAUUUUCAAGCCUGCAAGAAUUACAGAAGCUGCAGUUAUAAAUAAGAUAGUAACUAGAGGACCUGAUAAUAAUAUGAUUUUAUUAAGUAAUGGAUCAAUUUUGAAAUUCUCAAUAAAUGUAAAUGAUCUGAAAAAUACAAAAUAUACAUCAGUUUGGAAAGCUUAUGAUCAUGAACUAGUUGCAAUAGAUUUAGACUUAUCAAAUGAUGGUUCUGUCGUAUUAUGUACUAAGUCAGGUCACGUUUUUGUAAAGUCAGUUCAAUCAAAUCAAAGAAAAUCAUCAAUGAGUGGUACAACUUUACCAAUUGCAUUAUCAAAAAAUAAAUUUAAGAAAAUUGAGAAUAUUAAUAAUAUAGUAAGAGUAACUUGUGAUGCAAAAUUUUUAUCACUUGGUUUCAUAAGGGAUGAUAUUAAUUUAUUACCAUUUGAAUUGAGAAAGAAUAGAUUUUUUAAAGAUAUUGAAUAUUUAUCAAGUGUAAAUGAAGUAAAUUAUUUUAGAAAACAAGAUCAACUAUUUAAAAAAAAGACACAAUGUUAUAUUACCAAUUAUUUUGACAUGGAAAUAGACGAAUUUUCAGAAGAUAAAUUAUUAGAACAGUAUAAUCAACAUUUUAAAGCUGAUCCAGUUAAAUUAGAAGAUACUUAUGAGUGUUAUUCACAGGAUGAAAUUGAAAUGAUCAACAAUUUAUUUGAUGAGGAAUACAAUUAUACAGAAAUUGAAUAUGGUAAAGAAUAUGAUUCAUUUAUUGAAGUUGCAGGAGUUAAAAUUGGUUUCCAUAAAGAAUUGUUUAGAAUAAGAUCACCAAUAUUCAAAAGGUUGUAUGAUUUAGAUGAUCCAAAUGAAUAUUUAAUAUCUCAAGUUAAAGCAAAUUGGUCCAAAGGUAUAUUAAAAAUUGAAAAUGUUCAAAUUUUAUCAGUUUUAUUAUUAAUCCAUACGGUUUGCUCAAAUAGGAAAGUUGAUAUUUGGAAAAGAUAUAAUUCAAGACAUAAUUUUCCAAACAGAUUAAAGUUGGUACAUGAUGAAUAUGAUCAAUUAUUGAAUUCAUUUGAAAUUAGCUAUAAUCAAACUACCAAAUUCAUUUCAGAAUUUCAAAAUUUUAAUAAUGGUAAUGUAUUAUUUAAAUUACUAGACGGGGAACUUAAUGCACAUUCAUUUAUAUUAAAAUCUAGAUCUGCUUACUUUGAAACUUUAUUAUCGGAUAGGUGGGAUAAUAUUAAAGAAUUAGAUUUUACAGGAUUGACUACUUUUCAAAUGUCAUUUAUAUUGAAACAUUUAUAUGGAGUUAGUAAUGUUGAUAUUUUUGAAACUUUCAAAUUUCAAUUUCAUCAACGUGAUGAAUUUAUCAACAGUUUAUUAGAAUUGAUUGAAAUUGCAGAUGAAAUGUUGUUAUUCCAAUUGAAAGAUUUGAUACAAUUAGUUAUUGGUGAUAUGAUAAGCUUAGAGAAUGUUUUAAUUUUAAUUGUACAUGCUGAUUAUUUAUCAUGUAAGAAAUUAUUUUACCAAUGCUGUUGGUAUAUUUAUAAUAAUUUAGAAUUGUUAAUUUUUGACUCGUCAUUUAAAGAAAUACCAAACGAAAUAUUAGAAAAACUUGAAACACAAAUUAAGUUUCUUCAAGAUUGUCAUAAGAUAGAUAUACACUCAAGUAAGAAAUGGAACUGGACAGGUAAAUUAGUAAAUCAAUUUGUAAAUAAUAUAACUGAAUUUAAUGAAAAUUUCAUGAGUGAUAGAAAAGGGUUUUCAUCAUUUGAGUUGAUAAUUGAUAAUGAAAGAAAACCAAAAGAUGUAAGUAAAAAGAAAAAGUCAAGAAAGAGUUCAACAUUAAAUAAUGAUAUUAUAGAAUUUAGAAAAUCUAUAAAUUCAAAUGUUGAUGCUAUAAAGAAAUCACCAUCUCCAGUGUCUCAAUUACCGUCACCACCAAAUUCAUCAACGUCAAAUAAGGUAAAAUCAAUUUCACCACCUCCAAAAUCAAUUUUAAAUUGGGCUAAUGGUACAAAUUCAGAUAAACCAGAAUUACAAACUCAAGCUAAAGAAAUUAAAUUCAAUGGAUGGGCAACUGAUCCAAACAGCGCACAAAAAUCAAUGAUGGAAUUUUCACCAACUCCUUCACCAGAACUAAAAUCAAAACCAAAAUUGAAAUUUACCAAAUUAUCACAAAAGGAAAGAAAGAAGUUAGCGGCUCAACAAGUUGAAGUACCUAAAGCUUCCCCACCACCACAACAACCAUCAAAUCUAGCACCAUGGUCAAAUAUAUCAUGCCAACCAAUAUCAAAUAACUCAGUGAAUGAUUUACCAAUACUAGGAUCUACAAAAUCAUCGAAUGGAAAAAUCUCACCACCACCAGCUCAACGAUCAACAUCAAUGUCAGAUACAAUUUCAAUUACAUCAACUCCAUCACUACAAGAAAUUAUGAUUCAAGAAACUUUAAAAUUAGAACAGCUGAAAAAUCAAGAUACAAAAAAGAAAUCAUUACUAGAAAUUCAACAAGAACAAGAAUUUGCCAAAUGGUGGGAUCAAGAAUCAAAAAGAGUUCAAAAAGAAAUGAAGAAGCAACAACCAAGAAAAAGAAAAGAACAAAAAUGA